Messenger RNA from Aspergillus clavatus NRRL 1, 249 nucleotides. RefSeq lists its product as uncharacterized. The transcript has 3 exons. The coding region runs from base 1 to 249 and encodes 82 amino acids. Lineage: Eukaryota; Fungi; Ascomycota; Eurotiomycetes; Eurotiales; Aspergillaceae. The record is from RefSeq and is a predicted model, not a curated record.
AUGCCUCUCGUUGUUCCAGGAGUCACCUCGAAUAUGGGUGGUGGUGAGAAGGGCCAAUGGCUCAACAAGCUCGCUGGCAAGAAGAUCAGCGACUCUACUAGUGAUGUGCAGACCUUUGCGAAGAAGGAUCUUCCCGAGUCUCAUAGAAUCCUUCGUCCUGGGGAUGCGAUGACAAUGGACCAUAGACCGGAUAGACUCAACGUUCACCUCGAUGAGCAGGACGUCGUCAAGGAUGUCAACUUCGGUUGA